Messenger RNA from Exophiala xenobiotica, 1538 nucleotides. RefSeq lists its product as uncharacterized. The record is from RefSeq and is a predicted model, not a curated record. The coding region runs from base 1 to 1479 and encodes 492 amino acids. Gene Ontology annotation, molecular function: ATP binding; metal ion binding. The transcript has a single exon. NCBI's taxonomy places the organism in Eukaryota, Fungi, Ascomycota, Eurotiomycetes, Chaetothyriales, Herpotrichiellaceae.
AUGCUCGACAGUGCUUCGUCCGUUUUAGCUCACAGGGUGCAGAAUGCUGCCUUGUUGCUUCUCAGCCUUGUUUUCCUUCCGUUUGAUACCUCAAUUCUCCUUUGUUCUCUCUUCGUACGCUUGAUCUUGCCGAAUCAUGCAGACCUUACCCGGCAACAUCAAUAUCACCAGUCGGAGUUCCAUCCUCGCAAGAUCCUUGUCACUGGGAUUGGCAUGACCAAGGGCCUGGCUCUGGCUAGACUGUUCUACGAGGCUGGCCAUGUCGUCAUUGGAGCAGACUUCGAGCCGAAUGGAGCUCUCGUUUGCGGAAGGGGAUCAAAAUCCCUUCGAAGGUUCUACCCUCUACGAAAACCCGAUCCGAAGACUGGCUCAGCGCCAUAUAUCCACAGUCUGCUUGGAAUCAUCACAAAGGAAAAGAUAGAAUUAUGGGUCAGUUGCUCUGGCGUGGCUUCGGCAGUCGAAGAUGGCAUGGCAAAGGAGAUUGUUGAAGGCCGGACGAAUUGCAAGGCUAUUCAAUUCGACGUUGAGACGACUCAGACCUUACACGAAAAGCAUACCUUUAUCGCCCAUACUAGAGACAUUGGUCUCACCGUUCCGGAAACACAUGAGAUCGCCAGUCGAGCAGAGGUCGAGAACAUUUUGCGCAAUGCUCCCGCUGGUCGCAAAUACAUCAUGAAGACGAUCGGGGUUGACGAUGCUGUUCGGGGGGAUAUGACUCUUCUUCCGAAAUCCACCCCGAUGGACACUUCCAAGCAUAUCGCCAAACUGAAAAUCUCGAAAGACUCACCCUGGAUUCUCCAGCAAUUCAUCAGUGGCAAAGAGUAUUGCACCCAUUCACUUGUGGUCAAUGGACAAGUCAAGGCUUUUGUCGCUUGCCCUUCGGCAGAAUUACUCAUGCACUAUGAAGGCUUGCCUCCCAAUUCUGUCCUUAGCCGAGCAAUGCUCGAUUUCACGAAGAAGUAUGCUGCGAUCGGCGGACCGGGGUUCACUGGUCAUCUGUCCUUCGACUUCAUGGUGUCGGACGACGAGACGGAGGAUCCUAGCAGCGUUACUCUUUAUCCCAUCGAAUGCAAUCCACGAGCACACACCGCUGUGGCACUGUUCAAUGGCACCACGGCAUUAGUCGACGGCUAUCUGUCCGUACUCGGUAAACUUCCAGCAUCGAAAACCCCCUCCGUGGUAGUGCCUUUACGAAACGACAAGUAUUAUUGGAUCGGCCACGACCUGGUCACUCGAGCAAUUCUACCCACUAUGUCUUUCCUGACUUUCGGCAUAUCCUUCCUUGACCUCAUCCGCAAUCAUGUCACUUUCAUACGCCAUCUUUUAACCUGGAAAGAUGGAACAUACGAAUUUUGGGAUCCGUUGCCCUGGUGGUGGCUAUACCAUGUCUACUGGCCAAUGCAAUUCCUCUCUUGUAUCCGGACCGGCCAAAAAUGGAGUCGCAUCAAUGUUAGUACCACCAAGAUGUUUCACUGCUAAGAGGAGGAAUGGCGAUUGCUGUCUUUCGAAUAGGAUUGACUCAAUCACGACUAAUGGGC